GUUAUAAUUCAGCGUGGGAUAUAAUACCCUUGUCCUUAUUAGAAGACAACAAUUGAAACAUUGAAACAUUGAAACAUCUGAUGUGAAUAAUUUCAAUUGUACAACAAACAUCCAAGUUAGCAAAAUUCAACAAUAUAGCAAUAUCAGUCAUACCUAGGGUACCAUAUAUACUAUAUAUAUACUAUAUAUAUAUAUACUAUAACACCAUGGAUAUUCUCAAAGAUUAUCUCCCAGAAGCAAAAGGUUAUCUACCUUAUUACAUGUUGGUAACCUCCAUCCUUGCUGUUGGCAAUUGCAUACAAAACUACUCGACGCUACAUUACACGCGCCGUCUUUACCACGGGAAGUUCGUGCCAAAUCCCUCCUUACCACCCAAGUCCAACACCUUCGACCCCGAAGACUCGCGGCUGAAGCUUGUUCCGGCGUCCGCCGCAACCAACCCCAAGGGUGCGCGCGCACAGGACCAGGUCACUCCCCUAGCCGCACGCCUCUCCGGAACCUAUACUCUUAUCUCCGCCAUUGUGCGCAUCUACGCAAGCUACUACCUUCACGUGGCUCCCGUAUACCACAUCACCGUGUGCACCUACGUCGUCGCGCUUUUCCACUUCGGCACCGAAUUUGCUGUCUACAAGACAGCUCCAUUCGGCCUCCCGGUUUUCCUCCCUUUCCUAUUUGCCACGCUGGGUAUUACGUGGAUGACGACCCAAUACGGUUUCUACGUCCAGGUGUAAAUUGGAGGGGCAUGCCAUUAAUAAAAAUAACCCUUACACUAAGAAGUUGCAUGAUGGUGGGAACAGGUCAAAUGCUGAGGCCAUGAAAAG
Hypoxylon fragiforme is the source of this 821-nucleotide messenger RNA. Its product is annotated as transmembrane domain-containing protein. NCBI's taxonomy places the organism in Eukaryota, Fungi, Ascomycota, Sordariomycetes, Xylariales, Hypoxylaceae. Gene Ontology annotation, cellular component: membrane; endoplasmic reticulum. Bases 207 to 731 code for a protein of 174 amino acids. Gene Ontology annotation, molecular function: protein-macromolecule adaptor activity. The transcript has 2 exons. The record is from RefSeq and is a predicted model, not a curated record.